Messenger RNA from Benincasa hispida (wax gourd), 2687 nucleotides. Its product is annotated as G-type lectin S-receptor-like serine/threonine-protein kinase LECRK3. Gene Ontology annotation, biological process: protein phosphorylation. The record is from RefSeq and is a predicted model, not a curated record. NCBI's taxonomy places the organism in Eukaryota, Viridiplantae, Streptophyta, Magnoliopsida, Cucurbitales, Cucurbitaceae. Gene Ontology annotation, molecular function: ATP binding; protein serine/threonine kinase activity.
AAACCAAUUUUUAAAUAAGGCAACAACUUCAGUCCAUUAUUCUGUUCAUCUCCAAUCCUUCUUCAUCUUCUUCUUCAUUUGUUCAUUCAAAAUCAAAGUAACUGAAAAUCUUCCAUGGCUUCACUAAGCAUUCCUCUUCUUCUGUUACUAAGUUCCGUCGUUGUGUCAGCUCAAACCAACGGAACUCGAAUUCCGACCGGUAGCUCUCUAAUCGCCGGUAACUCUUCCGUUCAACCAUGGUGUUCUCCUUCAAACGAUUUCGCAUUUGGAUUCCACAACAUUGAUGAUGAUCAUCAUCUUUUUCUUCUCGCAAUUUGGUUUUACAAAGUACCUGAAAACAACAUCGUUUGGUUUGCAAAAUCAGACGACAACGAUCCUGUUUUUGCACCGAAAGGAUCGAAGAUUGAGCUCACUGCAUCAACCGGAUUGGUUCUUCGAAACCCUAACGGUGGAGAAAUUUGGAAAUCGGAACCUAUUACGUCCUCUAUUGCAUUCGCCACUAUGAAUGAUACAGGCAAUUUCAUGCUUGUGGAUGCAAUCAAUGGAUCUAUUUGGGAGAGCUUCAAAUAUCCAACGAACACGUUACUUCCUACGCAGACAUUAGAGGUAGGAGGCGUUCUUUCCUCUCGUAAAUCGCUUGGUAAUUUCUCACUUGGAAAAUUUCAGUUCCGUUUGCUUGGAGAUGGAAAUGCUGUUUUAAACACCAUACAUUUGCCCUCUGGUUAUCCUUAUGAUGCAUAUUAUAUUAGCAAUACUUAUGAUCCUGCUAGUAAACAGAAUUCUGGUAGUGAAGUGAUUUUUGAUGAACAUGGAUUUUUGUAUGUGCUGAAAAGAAAUGGAGAACAAGUUAACAUUACACAGUUCAGUGUUGGUAAUCCUGUAGAGGCUUAUUAUUACAAAGCCAUCAUGAAUUUUGAUGGAGUUUUGACUGUAAGUUCUUAUCCCAAGAGUACUAGUGGAGUUGCUAAUGGAAGCUGGAAAGAUUUGUUUAGAAUACCUGAUAAUAUCUGUCUUUCUAAUGUGAAUCCAAUUGAAAGACUUGGUUCUGGAAUUUGUGGAUUCAAUAGUAUUUGUUCAUUGAAAUCCAAUGGAAGGCCGAGUUGUAAUUGUGCACAAGGGUAUUCUUUCAUCGACCCGAACGAUGAAUUUGGUAAUUGCAAACCACAUAUUGCACAGGGUUGUGAAGAAGAAGAAGAAGAAGAAGGUGUUGAUAACUUCAAUCAGAAUCUGUAUGAAAUGGUGGAUCUUCAAAACACUAAUUGGCCAAUGUAUGAUUAUGAGCGUUUUCGCACUUCGAAUGAACAAGAUUGCAAAAGUUCUUGCUUGGAAGAUUGCUUUUGUGCGUUAGCGGUGUUUGGAGGUCUUGAUUGUUGGAAGAAAAGGCUACCACUCUCGAAUGGAAGACAAGAUGCAAGUAUUACAUCUGUUUCUUUCCUUAAAAUAAGAAAAAAUGUCUCUCAUGGGAGUUUUCCAGAUGCUGAUAGAACACAAAAGAAACAAACCACAAUAAUUAUUGUCAUGUCUGCACUCUUUGGUAGCUCUGUUCUUAUUAUCUUCAUAUUAUUGGGUUUCAAAUAUCUAGGAAUCUUUGUCUUGAAAAGAGAGAUAUUAUAUGAAACUUGCACAAAGAAUUUCUCUUCAGAAUGUAACUUAAUCCAGUUUGCAUAUAUGGAUAUUUACAAAGCAACAAAUGGUUUCAAGGAAGAAUUAGGAAGGGGAUCUUGUGGGAUUGUUUACAAAGGGACAAUAGAGGCAGGUGCUAUUGCUGUCAAGAAAUUGGACAGAAUGUUUGAAGCAGAAAGAGAGAAAGAGUUCAGAACUGAAGUGAAUGUGAUUGGCCAAACACACCACAAAAAUCUGGUUCGUCUGCUCGGAUAUUGCUACGAGGGAAACAACCGAAUGCUUGUUUACCAAUUCAUGAGCAAUGGCUCAUUGUCUACUUUACUCUUCAAUGGUGAUCUAAAACCAAGCUGGAAGCUCAGAACUCAAAUAGCCUAUGAAAUUGCAAGAGGGAUCUUGUAUCUACACGAAGAAUGCUACACACAGAUCAUUCAUUGCGAUAUAAAGCCUCAAAACAUACUUCUUGACGAUGAUUACAACGCCAAGAUCUCUGAUUUUGGGUUGGCAAAGUUGUUGAAGAUGGAUCAAAGUAGAACUGAAACUGGGAUAAGAGGGACAAAAGGAUAUGUGGCUCCAGAUUGGUUCAGAUCUUCGCCGAUAAACGCCAAGGUCGAUGUGUACAGUUAUGGAGUGCUGUUGCUAGAGAUCAUAUGUUGUAGAAGGAAUGUGGAGAUGGAAGUUGGAGGAGAGAGAGAGGUUUUGACAGAUUGGGCUUAUGAUUGCUAUGAACAAGGAAGGUUAGAUGUUUUAAUUGAGGGAGACAUGGAAGCCAUAGAUGACUUUGUUAGAGUGGAAAGAUUUGUAAAGGUAGCAAUUUGGUGCAUUCAAGAAGACCCAUCCAAAAGACCAACCAUGGAGAAGGUUAUGUUAAUGCUUGGAGGGAAUGUAGAUGUUUCUCCUCCUCCAUGUCCUUACCCAUUUAGCUCCAUUGUUUAAAAGUCUUUUAUGAUUUGUUUUUAUGGUUGGACUAUACUUAACAUCUAAGUACUCUCUACCACUUAUCACUAAGUUCUUAAACUAAGGGAGGAAAAGGAGUUGAUCUUGAACCUUCAAAGACAAACAUGUAA